This is a messenger RNA of Plenodomus lingam JN3, 372 nucleotides long. The record is from RefSeq and is a predicted model, not a curated record. Lineage: Eukaryota; Fungi; Ascomycota; Dothideomycetes; Pleosporales; Leptosphaeriaceae.
AUGCGGAUAUCUCUACGCUGUGAACGGACAGCAGACGCCUUGAGCGCCAAUGCUCCCUUUGUGAAGAUGGUGACGGCCCGUGUUCUUCAUCGGUCUGGAAAGAUACUUGCGCGCCAACUCCGCAAGCAUAAUACACGGCGGAACCGUAUGCUUAUACACACGCAACACCCUUCUUCCCCGCACAAUCGGACGAUUCAGCAACACGUGAUAUGUCCCCGCGAUUUCGCGACCAAGCGACACAUCGAUGCUUAUACCGAGGACGGCGCCGCCGUGGAUGGCGUUGGGGUCGGGGUCUUGUACUUUGUAGGCGGUGAUGCCGGCGCAGGCGCGGUAGAUGUUUGCGCUGUUGCGGCGGGCUUGUUGGGCGAUUAG